This is a messenger RNA of Penicillium taxi, 3234 nucleotides long. RefSeq lists its product as uncharacterized. Gene Ontology annotation, biological process: regulation of GTPase activity; signal transduction. The transcript has 5 exons. Lineage: Eukaryota; Fungi; Ascomycota; Eurotiomycetes; Eurotiales; Aspergillaceae. The coding region runs from base 1 to 3234 and encodes 1077 amino acids. The record is from RefSeq and is a predicted model, not a curated record. Gene Ontology annotation, cellular component: cytoplasm.
AUGGAGUCACCACCUACUUACCCUGAAUCCCUGUUGGACCAGGAUGAUGUGCCUUACGCCUGUAUGGCAUGUGGGGAGAUCUUGGAAGAAGGGAAAGCUUUCGAGCUCUCCGGACAGAGAUGGCACAUCGAUUGUUUCCGGUGCAGCACUUGCAACACGCUCCUCGAUUCGGACGCUCACCUCUUGCUCCUCGGCGACGGCUCACUGAUUUGCAGUAACUGUACAUAUAGCUGCAACUCGUGUGGUAACAAAAUCGAGGACCUGGCUAUUCUUACAGGAGAUCAGGCAUUUUGUGCACAGUGCUUCAGAUGCAGAAACUGCAAGAAGAAAAUUGAAAACUUGCGAUAUGCUCGAACAUCACAAGGUAUCUUCUGUAUGGACUGUCACGAAUCUCUGAUGCAAAGACGCCGGAAGAAAAAGUCUGCUGCGAAGAAACCAGGCGGACCAGGUUUCAAACUAGACAAAUCAUUACCUUCCCUGCCAAAUAUGGAUGAGGUGCAAUCACUGGAAGACUUGCCUAUUGAUACAUACAUGGAGGCAACGACAGAUUCUCUUCAGGGCAAGCUCGAUGGUGCAGGCGUCCCGGAUCAAACAGAGACCACAGGUAAGGAAACAAUGAACUGUUCAAACCCAUUGAACUUAGGACUAAUUGAAUUCCCUCUCUUUUUAGACGGACUUAUUCUCCCUUCGAGCACCUACCGUAGUAGUCGUCACCUGGGAUCUCAACGUGAAAACGACACGGACGGAGGCGAGCUUCUGAUUCCACUUACCUUUGAUCCCUCUGAGAAUCAGCGAACCUCUCCCCGUGUCGCACCCCCUCCAACCCAGGAAACCUCGCGCGACUACUUCAAUCAGGCUCGAUCUGGUGAUCCCUCUCACGGCCCUGAGACCACAUCGGGGUCUUCAAUGGAGACCACAUCGCCUCAUAUUGCGUACCAGGAAAAAGGCUGGGAACGCACUGAUGCAGAUGUGCCUAGGCGUGACUUGGAAGGGACGAAUGGUUCAGCUGCGAAAUCAUCUAUCACCAACAGCAUUAAUAGACCUGAACAUACCGCAUCCGCUCGCAGCUCUCGCUCCGACCUGCCACUUUCAUUGCGAGAAACUAGCGCCUUUUCUGGGGCGACUAGCCCUGAAAGUAAAAGGUCAAAGGAGGAUGCCAUACGGCCAACUCUGGAUACAACGAUGUCUACACGUCCGUCAAAUGAAUUACGCCGACUACAUGAAUAUGGAUCAACGGAUUCGUCUCAUUCACAACCUUCUAUCAUGGCAUACCCACCAAGGCGCAGUGAUUCACUCAACACCAAGCUUCAUGAAAUCCCACGAAAAAAUGUUGAGGCCUCGCCGAGUUCCUCAGUCUAUGGAUCCCCUACACUACCGGACAUUUCUGCCGAGAUUUUGAAACGGAACUUCAGCCCAGCCAAUCCGUCGCUGCCAGUUACGCAGCGAAAAGACAGCGCAGGCUCCUCAUCUCUACCUCAGGGGCGGUUCAAUGGCAGCGAUUCGUCACAGGAUGAGGAUAUCGCACGGUUCAUCGGAGUUGAUGAGUCGCUGAAUGGCCAAUCCAACGAUGGAUUCUUGCGACGGGUCUCAAACUCUGUCCGCCAUGGCCGCAGCUACAGCGACAAGAGUGUGCGUCUUGGAAAGGAUGGGAAAUUCCAAAAAUCACCAACGAAUGGAAGCUCGGAGAUCGGUAGUCCAACAAUCAGUACUUCUCAAAACGAGGAGAUUUCUUGGCUACGAAAUGAGCUGCAAAAAGAGCGUCAACGAGUUUCAGAGAUGGAGGCAGCCCUCCGCGCCACAGCUGAUGUUAAGAAAGUCAGCACCGAGCUUUCGGAAAAGCGAUCUACCAUGGUCGUGCUUGACGCUCAACGAGAAAUGGUGCUACGUGAGCUGACGGUACUCACGGAGCACUUGGAAGCAGAGAAGCGCGGGGCUAUCGGUGGACCAUUGGAUCUUGGCAAGCUUUCAAACCACGUUUUGCGGGAGCUUGCUGAAUCCAUCCAGAAGCUGAAAGAAUCAUACUCUCCACAAAUCGAGGCGCUUAUCCAAAAACGCAAUGAUCUAUCGGAGGAACUGGUCGACAUCAACAACCAGAAAGACAAGGCUUUUCAGGAGUUUGAACAAGUCUCAUCGAAGAAUGCUCAGCUAGCUGAGCUGAACAAUCAGCUGGUGCACCAGAUCCAAGAGCUCUACAAAGUCAACUCAGACCAACGUAGUGCCAAUGGUCUCGGUAUUGUAUCAUCUCAUAGCAAGGAUAAAUCCGUCAACUCCCUGGAUAGCUUCAAGACUACAAUGAACGAUCUGACCCCGUCGCUUUCAACUGCACACAUCUCGGAGGGAGAGCCUGCGACUGCUACGAUUAUGCCCGGUCCACAGGUUGUCAACAUUCGCAAGGGCCAACCUCGCAAGUUCAACUGGAAGAAAGGUGGGCAAAAUGUUGCAAAGGGUGUCAAGGGUCUCAAGGGAGCCUUCAUGUCCAGCGAUGCUGUCGGACCGGAGCCCGUUGGUGGAUUGCCUCGCUCUCAGACUCAAGAUCCUAGUCGCCAAGGCUUCGGCUUCUUUGGCAAUCAGAAAAGCAAGCAGGGCGGAAAGAUGUCGCAGGCCGACAGCGUCCCGGUACUGACUGAAGCUGCAGGUGCUCUCUUUGGCGUUGAAUUGGAGGUCCGUAUGGAACAUGAAAAGAGCAUCAUUCCAGCAAUUGUCACUCGGUGCAUUCAGGAAGUUGAAUUGCGAGGUAUGGACAUGGAGGGAAUUUACCGCAAGUCUGGUGCCGCAUCUGCCAUUCAGGGUAUCAAGGAGGGUUUCGAACGGUCUCCGUUUGAUUACGACAUCUCGGAUCCCGAUCUUGACAUUCAUGCUGUCACAUCCACUCUGAAGCAGUACUUCCGCAAGCUGCCCAACCCUCUUAUCACCUACGAAGUUUACGAGAAUGUUAUUGACUCUGGAGAUUACCCGGAGACAGCCGCCCGCAUUGAAGUUCUGCAAAAGGGCCUGUCAGAAUUACCACGUGUGCAUCUUGAUGUCCUGGAGUUCCUCGUCUUCCACUUGAAGCGUGUGGUUGAACGCCAGUCAGAGAAUUUGAUGACUAGCCAAAAUGUUGCCGUCGUGUUUGCUCCCACCAUCAUGAGACCUGAGAGUCUGGCUCGGGAGAUGACAGACGUGCAAAAGAAAAAUGAUGUUUUGAAGUUCCUCGUCGAGAACUGUAAUGAUGUGUUCAACGGCAUGCAGGGCUAA